AUGGAGGGAAUCAUUCGUCCCGUUGCGCGGCAAUUAUUGAGAUCGCGAGCUCGGUAUCCCUUCGCCAUUCCUACGCUUCAAUCAAAACGAUUAUAUUCAAAGACCCAUUAUGUCCCUCGGCUAAACGACCAAUCCCUUUUCAUUGAGAAAGCGUACGUCAAUGGACAAUGGGUGGAUGCAGAGUCAGGGAAAACAUUCGAAGUUCAUGAUCCCGCCUCCGGAAAGCUCAUUGGCACCUGUCCUGAAUUCGAUGUCCUUGAUACAGAAAAGGCCAUUGAGGCCGCCUCAGCAGCAUUUCCCAAGUUCCGCACAACCCUAGCGCGUGAGCGUGCUCGGAUGCUGCGGCGAUGGUAUCAGUUGAUGAUGGAUAAUGCGGAGGACCUUGCAACAUUGAUCACAUGGGAGAACGGAAAACCGUUGGCAGACGCAAAGGGCGAGGUGAACUAUGCGGCUAGCUUUUUUGAAUGGUUCAGUGAGGAGGCACCCCGUAUCUACGGCGACACUAUCCCUUCAUCGGUGCCCGGUAACAGGGUCAUCACUCUCAAGCAGCCUGUGGGUGUCUGUGGCCUGCUUACUCCAUGGAAUUUCCCCGCGGCCAUGAUCACAAGAAAGAUCGGUCCUGCGCUGGCGGCCGGGUGUACAGUUGUGUGCAAGACACCUAGUGAAACGCCCUUCACCGCAAAUGCUCUUGCGGAACUUGCCCACCGUGCCGGCAUCCCUAAAGGCGUGGUCAAUAUUGUGACAGCAUCCAAGAACACACCGGAAGUGGGUGAGGUGAUCACCACCCAUCCUGAAGUUCGCAAGGUCUCUUUCACUGGUUCGACCAAUGUCGGCAGGCUUCUCAUGAAGCAAGCCUCUUCAACAAUUAAGAAGGUAUCCUGGGAACUUGGCGGAAACGCCCCUUUCAUCGUCUUCGAUGAUGUGGAGGAUCUGGAUGCCGCUGUCACCGGAGCUAUUGCCUCCAAAUUCCGCAGCUCAGGCCAAACAUGCGUCUGUGCAAACCGUAUAUAUGUUCAGCGGGGUGUCUAUGAUGAAUUUACCAAGCGGUUUGCUGCAAAGAUCAAGGACUUCAAGCUUGGCGCCGGUUUCGAGGACGGUGUCACUCAUGGCCCUGUUAUCCACGAACGGGCCAUCGACAAGGUUGACCAGCACGUCAAGGAUGCCCAGUCUAAGGGCGCCAAGGUCCUCGCUGGAGGCAAGAGAGUGCCCGAGCUGGGCCCCAACUUUUACGAGCUGACUGUGUUGGCGGAGAUGAACAAAGACAUGCUGAUCGCCUCUGAGGAAACAUUCGGUCCUGUGGCAGGAUUGUUCCCCUUUGAGACGGAACAGGAAGUUGUCGAGCUGGCUAACAAGGCUGAGGUUGGGCUUGCCGGUUACUUCUUCAGUGGUAACGUAAAGCGUAUCUUCCGAGUUGCCGAGGCACUCGAGGUUGGUAUGGUUGGUGUCAACACGGGUCUGAUAAGUGAUGUUGCUUCCCCAUUCGGUGGUGUCAAACAGAGCGGCUUCGGCCGCGAGGGCAGCAAGUACGGCAUCGAGGAGUUCCUGACGAUCAAGAGUGUGACAUUUGGUGGCAUGGGUGAACCUUUGCAGUCUUGA
This is a messenger RNA of Aspergillus clavatus NRRL 1, 1596 nucleotides long. RefSeq names its product NAD-dependent succinate-semialdehyde dehydrogenase. The transcript has 4 exons. Gene Ontology annotation, molecular function: succinate-semialdehyde dehydrogenase (NAD+) activity. Lineage: Eukaryota; Fungi; Ascomycota; Eurotiomycetes; Eurotiales; Aspergillaceae. Gene Ontology annotation, biological process: GABA catabolic process. The coding region runs from base 1 to 1596 and encodes 531 amino acids. The record is from RefSeq and is a predicted model, not a curated record.